AUGUUCAUCAGCAGUUCCCUCUUCAAGCUUUAUUCAACGGCUGUAACUCCCAUUUUCCAGCCAAACCCUUCCCUCCACCAAAUUAAACAAGCACAUGCCCGCCUCAUCGCUGCCGGUAAUGGCGGCGACAGCCAUCUCACUGGCCAACUCCUUGCCGCCUUAGCUCAGUCCCGAUCAAUCCCAUUUCAGUAUUCUCUUUCCAUUCUUCAUUCAACUCAAAACCCAUCUCUUUUUGCUAUCAAUAACCUAAUCCGAUGCUUCGCCAAGAGCAAAUCCCCUCACGAAGCGAUGUCCCUCUACUCGUUUAUGUUCAAAAAUACCUAUUUUCGGCCUAACAACUAUACGUUUCCUUUUCUGCUUCAAGCUUGUGGUAAUUUUAAGGGAAUCGUUGAAGGAACGCAGGUCCAAGCUCAUGUUGUAAAGCUUGGAUUUUACAAUAAUGUGUAUUCUCGAAAUGCUCUAAUUCACUUGUAUUUUGCUUCUUGUGAGAGUAAAUGUGCGAAAGAGGUGUUUAAUGAGAGUCCAGGGUGUCGAGAUCUGGUCACAUGGAACGUCAUGAUGGCGGGGUAUGCAAGAAUGGGCCAGAUAGAUGAUUUAGAGAAGAUGUUCGAUGAAAUGCCUGAGAAAGAUAUUAUAUCGUGGAGCUCAUUGAUAACAGGUUACGUGCAGAACGGAUAUUUGGAACAAGGGUUUGACUGUUUUAAACGAAUGAGGGAUCUUGGAUUGUUACCCAACGAAGCCAUUCUGGUGAUGGUUCUUUCAGCAUGCGCUCAAUUGGGGUUGAUUGAAAAGGGUAUACUGAUUCAUUCAAUCAUAGAUUCAUUCGAUUGCCCCAAGACCGUCCACAUUUGGAAUGCCCUAGUUGACAUGUAUGCUAAAUGUGGGAACAUCGAUAAAGCUCGCCAAUUGUUCGAUAAAAUGCCCCAAAAAGAUAUUUCAUCAUGGAAUGUCAUGAUUUGUGGAUUUGCCACAUAUGGACUAGCCAUGGAAGCCAUUGAACAUUUUGAGAAGUUCCUGAUUGAAGGACGUACUCCUGAAAAUGUGACCUUUAUUGGCGUCCUAAAUGCAUGUAGCCGAGCAGGUUUAGUUGAUCAGGGUCGUCAUUAUUUCAAGCUAAUGUCCCAAAAAUACAACAUUGAUCCUGAAAUGGAGCAUUACGGUUGCAUGGUUGAUCUUCUAGGUCGUGCAGGUUUGAUAGCUGAUGCCAUUGAAUUGGUUGAAAAGAUGCCAAUUCCACCAGAUCCUGUUUUGUGGGUAACCAUUGUUGCUGCUUGCAGGACACAUGGAUUAGUAGAAUUUGGUGAAGGAACUGGUAAAAAACUAAUCCAGUUAGACCCAAAUCACCAUGGAAAUUAUGUACAGUUAUCUAGCAUUUUUGCUAAGUCAUGUAAAUGGGAAGAGGUGUUAACAACUCGAGGUUUAAAUUCAAGAAAGGUUCCAGGAUGGAGUUUGAUUGAAGCACAGGGAAAGAUUCAUCAAUUUGUUGCAGGAGAUAGAGAACAUGAAAGGACUUCAGAAAUUUACAAGAUGGUCGAUAGGAUGAACACCAAGAUUGUAGAGGCUGGCUAUUUGCCAAAUAUUUCAUCGGUUUUGCAUGAUUUAGAGGAGGAAGAAAAGAUUAACUCAAUCAAAGAGCACAGUGAGAGGUUGGCAAUUGCUUUUGGUUUGUUGAUAACCGAGGCAGGAACUUGCAUUCGCAUAGUGAAGAACUUAAGGGUUUGUGGGGAUUGUCAUGAGAUGACCAAAAUUACAUCAAAGGUGUUUCAGAGGGAGAUUAUAGUGAGGGAUGGCAGCAGAUUUCACCAUUUUCAGGGAGGCAACUGUUCUUGCCAGGAUUAUUGGUAGAGAAAUGGCCUGAAGGAAGAAAACCAAGUGUUUUGUUUCAAGAAGUAGUUCUGCAAAAUGGUAUGAUGUCAUCCUCUGAAGUGCAUCAUCAUACUGGUCUCACGGCCAUUAUGAGGAGGUAAAUCACAUCAUCCCUGGAGUGCCACCAUCAUGCGGCCAUUACAAGAGGGUUAAAGGGCCGGAUGUUUCAAGCCAAAGUUGUUACUAGAAAGGUAUUGUUCAUCUUACUUGCUUACCCCUCUUUGUCAUACUUUCUGUAACUUGGCUUAAUUUUAGAUCAGACUUGUAGACACCAAUUUUUUUAUUAUAAUUCCCAAAUUGGUUAUAGUUUUUGC
Molecule: messenger RNA, 2180 nt
Organism: Cynara cardunculus var. scolymus (artichoke)
Lineage: Eukaryota; Viridiplantae; Streptophyta; Magnoliopsida; Asterales; Asteraceae
Product: pentatricopeptide repeat-containing protein At3g62890-like
Exons: 2
Coding region: 1-1845 (614 amino acids)
Biological process (GO): RNA modification
Molecular function (GO): protein binding; RNA binding; zinc ion binding
Source: RefSeq, a predicted model, not a curated record